AUGGUGUUCAUUACCGAAAGUCUUAUACGAAAACGAGCGGAACACAACGAAGGCGAGUUAUCGACACUUGAAGAAGUGUCACUUCAUCAACAAGAUAUUGAACGAAUCGAACAUUUAGACAAAUGGUGUCGAGAAUUACGUAUUCUCUAUUUACAGAGCAAUCUCAUUUCCAAAAUCGGUACGACUCAUAAGACCAAAUGCAUAUCAUUGUUUGUAUUCGUUUUCGACUUUGCAUAG
Molecule: messenger RNA, 237 nt
Organism: Adineta ricciae
Lineage: Eukaryota; Metazoa; Rotifera; Eurotatoria; Adinetida; Adinetidae
Source: the annotation of a GenBank genome assembly